CUCCAUACUUUGUUAACAUGGGGUUGACGGUCACGGUGUUUGAUACUACAGCGGUAGGGAGCAGGGUGUACACCGUCAGUGUGUGGGACCCCGACAGGCGGGAGGAUCUCAUCGUAACUCCAACCACCUCAGCCGCCCACCUCAACUAUCAGAGCGGUUACAUUGUCACCGAGUCGGCGUUGUCAGUUGGUACGUACUCGCUCUCACUCAGUGUGACUGACACUUGUCAGAACUCGGCAGCAGCAACGAUAACAGUCCAAGUUAUAAACACGCCUCCCAUUAUUACCAAUUUGCCGGACAGUUGUCUUAUACACGAGGACACAGUGAACCGCUUACGACUGUUUACGUUAAGUACGUCUGACCGCCAGUCGGAUGUUGUCACGUGUGAAUUGUCCUCUACGUCGCCAUCCAACGCACCGUUUGAAGUUCAGCAGAUCCAAGGAACAACAGAUUAUGGAAUAUUUUCUCUGCCCAAUCCAAACCUAAGUUUUGAUACAGUUAAACAAUAUAAAACUGUGGUGUCUUGUUCCGACGUAACUGGUGGAGCAACUUCCGGGGAAUUCUAUGUUGACAUCCAGAAAAACACGCCACCAGUCAUAAAAAAUCUGCCUGCUGAAGUUACUCUAAAUGCCUCUAGUGUACAUGCGGGGGACGUAAUAUUUACUGUUAGAACUCAUGAUGACGAGAACGACACGCUGACCUUUACAAUGAGUCCGAACAGUGCUCCAUUCCAAAUACUCAACUAUGGCGAUAUUCAGGUGACAAGAGACCUGUCGGAGGUUUUCCAGGCAGGAUAUGAUUUGUCCAUCACUGUAGCGGACGUUCGUACAACUAUACCAGCCAGAGUUUUAUCUAUCCAUUUACAAAGCAAGAAUAAUAAUAUAAUUGCUUAAAGGAAAAUCUGUAACACAUUG
Saccostrea cuccullata (small rock oyster) is the source of this 914-nucleotide messenger RNA. RefSeq lists its product as uncharacterized. The record is from RefSeq and is a predicted model, not a curated record. Gene Ontology annotation, cellular component: membrane. Bases 18 to 893 code for a protein of 291 amino acids. Gene Ontology annotation, molecular function: calcium ion binding. The transcript has 6 exons. NCBI's taxonomy places the organism in Eukaryota, Metazoa, Mollusca, Bivalvia, Ostreida, Ostreidae.